Molecule: messenger RNA, 2149 nt
Organism: Oryctolagus cuniculus (rabbit)
Lineage: Eukaryota; Metazoa; Chordata; Mammalia; Lagomorpha; Leporidae
Gene: HOXD8
Product: homeobox D8
Biological process (GO): regulation of transcription by RNA polymerase II
Cellular component (GO): nucleus
Molecular function (GO): RNA polymerase II transcription regulatory region sequence-specific DNA binding; DNA-binding transcription factor activity, RNA polymerase II-specific
Source: RefSeq, a predicted model, not a curated record
GCGGGCGGGCGGGCGGGCGGCAGCAGCGGCGGCGGCGGCGGCAGCGACGUAGCCUCGCGGCCCCAGCGGCCCCCGCGGCAGUGCGGCCGAGCCCAGACGCGCUCGCUGCCCGCUCGGCCCCGGCCGCCGCCCUCGCCGUCGCCCGGAUGAAUUCGUACUUCGUGAACCCGCUGUACUCCAAGUACAAGGCGGCGGCCGCAGCGGCGGCGGCGGCGGCGGCGGCGGCGGGCGAGGCCAUCAAUCCCUCUUACUACGACUGUCACUUCGCGCCCGAGGUCGGCGGCCGCCACGCCGCCCUGCAGCUCUAUGGCAACAGCGCGGCCGGCUUCCCGCACGCGCCCCCGCAGGCGCACGCGCACCCGCACCCGUCCCCGCCGCCCGCUGGGCCCGGGGGCGGCCCGGGCCCGGGGCCCGGCCAGGACUACUUCCACCCCGGCGGGGGCAGCGCGGCCGCUGCCUACCAGGCCGCCCCCCCGCAGCCUCCGCCUCCGCCGCCGCCUCCCCCCUGCGGCGGGAUUGCCUGUCACGGGGAGCCCGCGAAGUUUUACGGAUACGAUAACUUACAGAGACAGCCGAUUUUUACGACCCAGCAAGAGGCCGAGCUGGUACAAUAUCCUGACUGUAAAUCGUCCAGUGGUAAUAUUGGCGAGGACCCAGACCACUUAAAUCAGAGCUCGUCUCCUUCUCAAAUGUUUCCCUGGAUGAGACCACAAGCAGCUCCUGGUAGACGAAGAGGAAGACAAACCUACAGUCGGUUCCAAACCCUAGAGCUGGAAAAGGAAUUCCUUUUUAACCCUUAUCUGACCAGGAAAAGAAGAAUCGAGGUUUCCCACGCCCUAGCCCUCACGGAGAGACAGGUAAAAAUCUGGUUCCAGAACAGGAGGAUGAAGUGGAAAAAGGAGAACAACAAGGACAGAUUUCCCAUUUCCCGACAGGAGGCGAAGCUCGGGGAGACCAAAGAGGAAGCUGGAGAGCUAGAGGAAGACGGGGCUGGAGGCCCAGCAGAUUAACUUCCACCUCCAAGUGUUAUCGCAGACGGUUAAAACUAAUGGCCAGCCUUGCUGGCGGGCCCCACCUGUGGUCCUCGUUGGAAAAGAGCUUACCUGUGUUGCAAGCUACCUUCAUGCCACUGCUCUUGAGAUUUCUGCGCUUUGAAAGGAAUGUGGGUGUUUUUAAAGUUUCUAGUAUCACAGAGAAGCAGUCCUUGAGCUGUCCUAUGAAAGGGUAAUUUGAUACUGACUUUGUAGCCAUAGUUUUUGUAAUGAUAGUUUUUAAUGUCUGAACUGGCGAUUUUCCUCAACAACGUAAACUUCCUAAUGAUUAGCACUAAUAAUUGAGUAUAAAAUGCUUUAUUAAUCAAUCAAGUGCACUUGAACAUUUUAAAUCUUUUCUUUAUGGUGAGUAAAUUAAAGUAAAUCUAUUAAUUUUAAAAAGAAUUAUGCCUGCAGAAUAUGUACUUUAUAUUAUUUGAUUAAAACAUUAUUUAUGGUUUUCUCUUUCUGCUUUUAUAAUGGUUCGGGUGCCUUUUGUUUACUUGUAAAAGGGUGUUUUGUUUUGUUUUUAGUACUUUGUAAAUGUAAUAUCUCGGGGAAAUGUCUGGGCCAAAUAUUUGAAAAGCACAUGGCAGCUGGCGAGUGAGGGCAGCUUUGCAGCUCCUUUAAACUUCAGGAAAAUUGUUGGGCCAGUGACGAAAGUGUGAGGACAACGUCAAAGUCACUCUUCUCUCAUCCAUGCAAAUUAUGGCAAAUAACUAACUGAAAGUGAACAAAUACUUGAAAAACCAAUUGUGACAUUUUCGCUCGUUAACUUCUCACUUGGGUGAGCUGCCGCGUGGAGUGCCUCUCCUUUCUCAACUUGCUUUCGUUUUGAACCGCGCCUGUGUUCGCCUGAAAUCGGUCUCUCUCCACGGCGGGGCUGCGCUGCGAUUCCAGUUUUUGAGUAGGUGCCAUAUUUAUUUGUAUGCCUUCGCUGCGUUUGCACACUCCUUUUAACCCUCCUCGCUGUGCCUGUCUCCAGAUGUCGGUUGGUACGUCCUCUGCUGUUCCUCAGGAAAAUGAUGGCCUCACCUAUUUGAAACCAACGCAGAAAAAUCCUAGUGUAAACAACCGCUCGGUUACAAAGCUAGCUCCUGAAUAAAGAAGUGAACGUC